ACUCCCGUAGACGGUUAUUUUUAUAAGGUAAACUACUAGUGUAUCAAUCAUAUCGGUGAGCAGGAACCUGUGCAUAGCACAGGAAUGCAUAUUCAAGACUUCAACAGAUCUUGACUGACCGCACUCUAUAUACAAGCCACCAAAGAGGAGCCUCUCCUAGUCCUCGACGUCGUUUCGAUGAAUGCACCAUGCGCCAAGUGCGCUCUGAUGACGAUGAGCCUGGCCGAUUGUGAAGACUUCGACCAACCAGCAUCAUCUAUCCCCUCCCCUUCUGCUGUCCAGUAUUCUGCACUUAUCGGUACGUCCAUGAUGGAAUCGUCAUCGUUAUUCCCGCAUAAAAGAAUGGCUAGUAGCCUGGACCAACAAAAAUGGCGGUCCUGCUUGUAUCCUCGACAUCAUCACGCCAUGGAAGAAGAUAGAGAAAAAGAGUAUAGCUUUCUUGUUUCUCGUGCUGUUACGCAGAGACUCGAUGACGAUGACCUGAGCGAUUCAGAGAUGUUGGACAAGAAAAUGUCGAGAAGAAAGGAUGUGGCGGUGGACACGGGCAACGAGCGUGAAAAUGAGGGUGAAGGUGAGGAAGAGGAAGAGUGGAUCCUUCGAGAUCGAAUCUUCUCCCGCAAAAGAAUCAGGAUGAGAGUCGAGGGUGAUUUAGGGAGGAAUUGGUCCACGUUUCUCGACGAUGUCCGCACCAAGAGAUCCCGUCAGCACAGCAGUGUUGAACAACAUUCCCACGCCAGUGACAGUACCUCCAUGCUACUUCAGCCAACUGUUUAUACGCCCCCUCCUCCACCUCUUUCCCCACCACCACUACCGCCCGAAGAAGCAGUGCACAGGGCAGGUUUAGCUAUAUACAACCUCAAAGCUAUGCAGCAGAACUGGUCUACUCUCGGAGGCGAAAAUCAGCGUCUCGGGCAGCAAGGGAAAGUCAGUCGUAGUGGGGAUGAUGACGGGGCUGCGUAUUGGUCAAGGAGAGAGAUUGAAGAUUUGUUGACAUUCAUGUUUUGA
Messenger RNA from Periconia digitata, 1005 nucleotides. The record is from the annotation of a GenBank genome assembly. Lineage: Eukaryota; Fungi; Ascomycota; Dothideomycetes; Pleosporales; Periconiaceae.